ACCUCUGUUGCUAAGGUUACCGGAGCAAUCUAUAAUAGGAAAUGAAGUGGAGUGUUGCAUUUUCAAAACUCAUAACUCGUCUGAGCCACAGAGCCAGUGACCAGUGCUUGUUUGUUUUGUAGUUAGUUGCGAUGUCCAUCGACCUCAAACUCUCGCGCUUCAAUCGUAUUUAUCGCCCUUCGGAAGCACUGGAAGGCAAAAUCAUCAUCAAAACGCAGUCUUCAAUUUCCCACUAUGGAAUUCGCCUUACUUUCAAAGGAUCCGUCAACAUGCAGGUUCGUGGAGGAUCAGCUGGUGUUGUUGAGUCACUCUAUGGAGUUAUUAAGCCAAUUCCUAUUUUGAAUAGGACCACCGAGGUUAAACCUUCUGGAAAGAUUGCUUCGGGCACAACAGAGAUACCAUUUUCGGUGACCCUUAGACAGCAAGGUGAAAAUUUGGAAAAGUUUUAUGAGACUUUCCAUGGGGCAAAUAUAAGUAUCCAGUAUUUGGUGACUGUAGAUGUGACUCGCGGAUACUUACAUAAAUCUUUAUCAACAACAAUGGAGUUCAUUGUUGAAAGUGAUAAAGCUGAUCUUCUACAACGGCCAAUUCCUCCAGAAAUGGUCAUCUUCUACAUAACCCAGGACACUCAACGACACUCUCUACUUCCUGAAUUAAAAUCUGGUGGAUUUCGGGUGAUGGGGAAGAUCUCUUCUCAGUGUUCUUUGGCUGGUCCUAUUAGUGGUGAGUUAAUUGUAGAAACAUCUGCAGUUCCGAUUCACUCAAUCGACAUUCAAUUGUUUCGUGUUGAGUCCAUUCUUCUUGGGGAGAAAAUUGCAAUUGAAACAUCUUUGAUACAAACGACCCAGGCAACAGAUGGAAAUGUAUGCCAUAAUUUGACUAUACCUAUCUAUGUAAUACUUCCGCGGCUUCUGACGUGUCCAACAACUUUUGCUGGUCCUUUCUCAAUUGAGUUCAAAGUUGCCAUUGUCAUAAGUUUUCAGUCAGAGCUAUCUCAACUGCAUAAGAAGACUGACUCCAGAACUCCAGAACUUUGGCUAGCAAUGGAAACAUUGCCGCUCGAGUUGGUUUGGACAAAGUAAGGUUGUGUAUAAGAAUGCACCAAGCUAUAGCAGGCAGGAAGUGGAUAUAUUGUUUGAUAUAACAUUUGAAUUGGUUUCAAGUGAAUUGGCUUUCUAUUUCAUGUAAUGUAACUUCCCAAGAUUUGGAACAGUGAUACUUGCACUGGAAAAGUCUCAUGUAGACUUUACAGGUGUUGAUUACAACCAUAUGUAUAUGAAUUUUUUCCCCCUCGUGGUGUCUCUAUCUACA
Messenger RNA from Arachis duranensis, 1311 nucleotides. RefSeq lists its product as uncharacterized. Gene Ontology annotation, cellular component: endosome. Gene Ontology annotation, biological process: intracellular protein transport. The transcript is spliced from 11 exons. The record is from RefSeq and is a predicted model, not a curated record. The coding region runs from base 132 to 1082 and encodes 316 amino acids. Lineage: Eukaryota; Viridiplantae; Streptophyta; Magnoliopsida; Fabales; Fabaceae.